Messenger RNA from Lasiosphaeria miniovina, 3177 nucleotides. RefSeq lists its product as uncharacterized. Gene Ontology annotation, molecular function: protein binding. NCBI's taxonomy places the organism in Eukaryota, Fungi, Ascomycota, Sordariomycetes, Sordariales, Lasiosphaeriaceae. The record is from RefSeq and is a predicted model, not a curated record. The transcript has 2 exons. The annotation marks the transcript as partial.
AUGCUGGAGAGGACCGCGGCUAGCCUCGAGCCGUGCAACCUCCAGCGAGUUCUCCCUGCCACCCUAAGGCCCCUGCGCAAGACGGCCCAUCGGCCUCAACAGCUACAAACGACCUUCUGGAGCCAUGGCGCCCCCGACAUCGAGCUCCUCGACGCCUGCCUUUCUCUCACGCGCUUGCCAUUACCAUUGCCAUUGCUCGCCCCAGCCGCCUCCAGCCCCCCCAGCCCUCCUCCCCCGUCGCAGACCCCUUCGGAGAAGAAGCUCGAUUCAAUGACGGCAUCGGCUUUCCUGCUCGACUUCCUCUACCCCAGUCCAGCACUCGGCCUGCUACAGAGGCUACGUCCAGCCAUCUCCGACAGCGACGGGUCGAGCCAGAGGGCGCGCUCUCUGCCCGGCCGCUUCUACACCUCCUCGAUCCCCUAUCCAUCCCGUAGUGCUGCCGAGACUGAAGGCGCAGAAACGCAGCGAGAUUCCUUUGCUGCGCUCGAGGCUGCUGCGAAAGCCGCGCAUUCAGAGACGCAAAAACAUGCCAAAGCCGCGGGCGCAGACAAGCAGGGAGGUGCAUUUGGUUCUUCCUACGAUCGUAUCUGGACCCUCUACUGCGAUCUCGACUCUGUCCUCAAGGACGAGUAUAGGACCGUCGUCAUGGCGAAACUCGCCCAGUCAAGUCGGCAGGCAGACGCCACGAGAGUGUUGAAGCUCUUGGAGCUCUGCCCCGUACAUAAGCGGAACUUGGACUCGCUGAAUGCAGCUAUCGACGCCCACCUCGUAUUGCAGGACCCCAAGGCUGCCGUCGAUAUUUUCACGUCAUCUCUAGAGCCCAAGGGCAACAACAACCGGGGGUUGGAUAUUUUGCUUGCUCACGGCCUCAAGGAACAGUUGUGGUCCUUGGUUCACGCCGCGCUGUUGAUAUGGCGGACUGCAGCGAUUCCGGGAGCCGACCAUCAGACAAUGACGUUUGAACGCGUGGCCACCGUGCCAAGUUUUCCAGAACGGAUUCAAGACUUGUACAGUUGGAGCGGAUCGCGCGCGAGACCCGACCUUGAUUAUUUUAUGAGGCUUCUGACCAACAAAUCCAUGCCCCUUUUCGAGCAGUCGAGCGCCGUCUUCAUACUUGAACGUCUCCGACAUGGAUGCAAAUCGACGUCAGAUUAUGAACGCGUAUAUGUCCCAUAUGCAUCAUACAUUAUCCACUGUGCUGAGAAGGGGCACAAGAAGCUUGCCGCUCGCCUUUACAGGCAAUAUCGGGCUUUUCCUGGCAUGUCCAUUACCAGCGGCGUCUUUCGAGCCAUGAUUUCUGUUCACUUUUCGGACGGGACAGUCGCGAUGGAAGAGCUGCUCCGGGACUGGAAACUGACCGGCAAGGACAUGACUCAAUGGGGGUAUCAAAAAUUCCUAAGUUACUACGCCAACCGCGGCGAUGUUGGGGCGGUAAAGCGACUCGCCCAGGAAUAUCUGGCGUGCCUACCCUUGCUUGCUCGGGAAGACACGUCGCUCACCAUGAGUUUGAUGCACGUUCAUGCCGUGAGGGGCGAGCCCGAAGCCGCCCGCGAGGUGCUUGACGAAGUCGCCAAAACCAUGCCCCCACCCACCAAGUACUGGAACGUCCUACUCAAUGCUUAUGCGCGUGCCUGGAUGUAUGACGAAGCCGUCAAGACAUUCGUACACAUGUUCGAGCAGAGCCAGGUCGACCACGUCAGUUUCGGGACUAUCAUGGGCAUGUCGGGGGCCCGCGGCGACCUUGACUUCACUCUAGACCUCCUCCGCCUGGCAAAAGAGUUUGAGGUCGAGCCCGACAUAGCUAUGGUCGACGCCGUGGUUGAGGCAUACUGUGAGAAUGACCAGUUUUCCCAAGCCGAAGAGCUCUGUAUCGCAGUCACCAAGGAACCUGGCCGUCACGACGGCUGCACUGUUCUUUGGAAUACUCUGCUACAUCACCACGGAUUGCGGCGGGAUCUAGACGCGGUUAACCGGCUUCUGGACGUCAUGACCAGCCACCGCCUGCCGUACGACAAUGAUACCUAUCGCCAACUCCUCUUGGCGCUCAUGUAUUGUAAGCAGUCGAUGCACGCGUUCCGUCUGCUGAAGGAGGCCGAGAAGAACAAGACGUUCCACCCAACAGUUGAGCAUUACAUGAUUCUCAUGUCGGCUCUCAUUGUUACCGGCGAACCAGACGCUGCGCUCAAGAUCAACGACUUCUUGGCGGCGAAGGGAGUUCCCCCAUCUGCUCAGAGAACAGCCAACACCAUGAAGGCGCUACACCAGUUAAUAAAGAAAUAUUCGGAGACACCAUCGAGGAGCAAGCAAGUAGAGAAAGCACGGGUUUCGCUCAAGAACAUUAUCAGCAUGACGGCGGGACAGAGCCAGAGCACUUCUCUUGACAGCGCGGUUGCUCCCGACGCUCGCUGGGCCGCCACACAGUCCUCCGAGGCCAUCCUCAUUCUGACCCAGAUGCGAGAUUUCUCAACCGUGGAAGAAAUAGUCAACCUCUACCAGAGUCAGUUCCCAUCCGAGCCAGGUAACGCUUCAAUCAGGAUGCUGCAUGCAAUCAUGCUCGCCGAUUUCGCCGAGGGAAACUACGACAAAGUCAGGGCAACAUGGCGCAUCGUCUUGGAAGCAGCCAAGCAAAGGCGCCAGGCACCCAAAGCCGGAGAUAAUACCACCAGGAUCCUACCCAAAUUCCGCUAUGAUCUCAGCAGCCCCCUCAAAACGAUGCAGAGAGUUUGCUUUGUCGAGGGAGACGCGAGCGGGCUGGUGCAGUUGAUUCCUCAAAUCAAGGCAGACGGUUUUGAAGUGGACAGCAAGAAUUGGAACAUCAAUGUGCAGCUACUCGCCAAAAUGAAAAUGUGGAAUGAAGCUUUCGCCGUCUGCGAGAAACAGCUGAUGCCGAACUGGACAGGUUGGUACCAAAACCGCCGUGUGAGAAAAAAAGUAAAAAAUAAUGAUCUUCCCCUCGUAUGGAGAAGACUCGGCUUUCAUCUCCAUCGCCCAAGACCAACUGCCCACACCCUACUUGUGUUGGCCAAGAAAUACCAGGAAUUGGAUGAGAUGAGGCACUGGUCCAGCAGAGUAUCUUCGGCUCUCGACAGGAUCGGCGAACAGUGUCCUCGCGUCAUACACGCCCUGUCGACUUUGAUCCGCGGUAGUUCGGAAUUCGAAGUCGCCUUAUUCAAGGAC